AUGUCACAACCUGGCAUUUUCGCCAAAUCAAAUCUGGUUUACAUACCAAUGUCAGCAACGACCGCUCACAUAUUAUAUUUCGUAUUUAAUUCACCAAUAUCUACAUGGAAAGAAUUUCCUCCAAUAUUACCUACCUCAGUAUAUUUUUCUAUAUUUUUUACUCCAUUUUUAAUGUUUUUAUCACUUUCAUUUGAACCAAUCCAAACAAGGAGACGAUUUUAUACGCUGUUAACUCUCGCUUUUAUAUAUAUUUCAAUUCCAAUAAGUUUUCGUGGAAAAUACCCACCUUUACCUCAAAACGCUUUUGUAGCUUAUGGAUCAAUAUUUGGACUAAAAAUGUUAUUGUUCUUAAAAUCUAAUCGAUCAUACUUGAAUCAAGAAGAUACAAAACAAAAGAAAGAAUUUAAAUCAUUCCUCUGGACAUUAUUUAAUUUACGUUUUAACUCUUACAUAAAUCCUCCAAAAAAGGAAAAUUCUAAUGGAAAAGAAAAUUCCUUGAUUAUUACAUCACCCACGACUUCACAAAUCAACCAAAAAAUAAUUAAUCGCACCAUAAUUACCGUUGCAAAAUGUCUUGUUCUUGAAAUUGUAAUGUAUAAUGCAAUUACAUAUUCAAUGGUGAUUCCAGAGAAACCAUAUCAACUUCGUUUGAUUGAAUUUUUUACGAAAGGAAUUCCUGUGAUUACCAUGCCUUUAAUGUUACUAUACAUAAACUUCCUUUUACAUGUAUACCUAGCGUUGUCAGUAUAUGGUUACGAUAUAUAUAUAAUUAUUAGUGCUAUUUUCUACCGUUUUUUCCUUCACUCUUCGUCGGAAGAAAUUAAUGAUAAACCUAUUUUAAUCAAAUCGGGCCUUCUCACUUCUUCCGAAUAUUUCUCCCUAAAGGAUUGGAUGAUCACAUUUCUUUUCAAUACAAAACAUUUGUUUAACGAACCAUGGAUGGCAUCAAGCCCUCGUGACUUUUGGUCUGCUCGUUGGCAAUUAUUUAUUAGUGAAAGUUUCAAAGAACUAGGGUUUUUACCUGUUAAGAGUGUAUUCGCUCCAAUUGUCCCUAAGAAAAUCGCAAACAUGAUGGGCGUGUUAGGUGCAUUCGCUAUUAGUUCUUUAUUGCAUGAAUACCUUAUCAUUGGACAUUUUGAUAUUUGGAAAGGUGAACACACCUUUUUCUUUAUGAUCCACGGUGUAAUUUUCAUUUUAUGGGAAGCUGUUUCUGCAUUCAUUGAACCUUUAAGACGACGACCUGAACUACUUCCCUUGCCAUCAAUUUGGCGUUAG
Molecule: messenger RNA, 1275 nt
Organism: Funneliformis geosporum
Lineage: Eukaryota; Fungi; Glomeromycota; Glomeromycetes; Glomerales; Glomeraceae
Source: the annotation of a GenBank genome assembly